This is a messenger RNA of Gadus chalcogrammus (walleye pollock), 2469 nucleotides long. Its product is annotated as protein FAM83G-like. The transcript is spliced from 5 exons. The record is from RefSeq and is a predicted model, not a curated record. The coding region runs from base 412 to 2469 and encodes 685 amino acids. Lineage: Eukaryota; Metazoa; Chordata; Actinopteri; Gadiformes; Gadidae.
GACACAGGCUAGGCCCGAGGCCCCUUGUCUUGUCGUGAUAUACGGGUCACGUGACACGGACUCCGCGCCGUGGGUGCGCCGGGUAGCACCUGUGGAGCACUAGGAGGAGUGAACAGAGGCUGAGGACGGUUACAGGCAGGUUGACGGCGGUCAACCACCCCGACUCGGAAAUGGCAACGACAGAACAUACCAAAGGAUGUCCAAAUGAAGACGUUUAAUUAUUCAUAGGUGAACGUCGCGAUGACGUAACUCGUGGUCUCCGAAACUUUUCCAAAAACUUAUGCCGCGCAGAAGGAUUAUAACAUGUACUCUUUUACGUGUUUAAUUGCUCUUUCUUGUUAACCGGUGGAUUCUAUUUUAUUAUUUAUAUUUAUUAUCAUUUCUCGUUGGCCCAUUAUCCGGGGUUGAAUCAUGGCGCUGUCCCAGAUACAGUGUUUGGACGAGAACCAUGUGAACCCGCGGACGCACGAGAACAAGCCCGAGUUUUUAUACUGCGAGAACCAGCGACUCGCGCUGGAGGUGCUGCUGCAGGACGGUCGCGAGGCCUUCCACGGGUUCCUCAAGGCUCGCGAGCUGCGGGGCUUCCUGUCGGACUCCGAACUGGACGUUCUCACCCGGCUGGUGGUGCCCUACGACCCGGGCUCCGACGUCCUACACGCGAGCCCCUUGGAAGACAGCGGCGACGGCGAGGACGGCGUCCCGCUGUCUCUGCACUACUGGCCGGAUCUGUCCGACACGUCGGUGCCCGAGCUGGACCUGGGCUGGCCGGACAGCGCGUCAUACCGGGGGGUGACCCGCACCACCGUGUACACGCAGCCACCGCAGGAAGGCCAAGCGCACAUUAAAGAGAUUAUUCGGAAAAGUAUUGCGCAGGCUACAAAGGUGAUCGCCGUAGUGAUGGACCUUUUUACAGAUGUCGACAUCUUCCGGGACCUGUUGGAGGCGGGGUAUAAGCGGAAGGUGUCGGUCUAUAUCCUGUUGGAGCCCUCUACGCUACCUCACUUCCUGUCGAUGUGCGACAGGGCCAAAAUGCACCCAGGACAACUCAAGAACCUGCGGGUGCGCUGUGCAGGGGGAGGGGAGUUCUUAACACGGUCCUGCACUCGACUGCGCGGCAGACUGGGACAUCGCUUCAUGUUUGUGGACGGUGACAAGGCAGUGUCUGGAUCCUACCGGUACACUUGGAUGUCAUCAAGGCUGGACAGACACCUCAUUACCGUGGUAACCGGCCAAGCAGUCGACGCUUUCGAUCGCCUGUUCUGUGAACUCUACGGCACCUCUAGCGCCGUGGACCUCAAGCAGGUUGCCAUGGAGCCAGAGCCCGAGCCCGAAUACAUCCCUCAACCCAUCGCCGUGGCCCCUUCUGCUGAAGUCACUAGGAAACGGCACAACCCUAUGUACGCCCUGCUCGGCAUGAGUAUGAACAACGCCAAUCCUGCCUCCGGUUCUGUCCCAAACAGCCCUCUAGACUCCAACACCCAGGAUAAAGUGGGAAUGGGGACAAAGGCCAAAAGGAAGAUGGCUGCAAAGGCAGCUCAGGUGGAAGCUCCUCCUCUCCAUCCAGGACUGAUGGACAUGGAGAAAGCUUAUAUGAUCCCAUAUCUGCCUACUUGGCCGGAGCCCGACCCGGACAGCGAUGUCAUUGGGUUCAUUAACGUUCGGGAUAACAGUCGGCAGAGCCAGGUGCAUAUGCAGCGCUCUGAGAGGUUUGAGACCAGCCAAGCUAUUCGAUUCAGCAGUCCAUUCAGCAUGCCCAAGGAGAUCCUUCCAGAGGUGGCCCUACUCAGGCAACGUGACAGUAAUCUCCAGGACAUCACAGGGAAAAAAGCUUAUCCCACACAGUUUGGCGCCCAAGAAGUUGCAGUUUAUAAAGAACAACCCAUAUCACCAAUCACAAGACUAUCUUCUACCCUUGCCACCAAGCCAUUAGGCCGAGAUGUGCACAUGAUUUUAAAUAGAUCAGUACAUAUCAUGACCUCUGAAACAAAAAUAAAGGCUGAAAAGCAACCUGUCAAUACUGAAUCUAAACCUUCUACAAACCCUGCAUCCCAACAAAUCACCACACCUCGUAUCGACACACCUACAUCUUUCAGUGACAAAGCCCCCAUAAUUAAAACUGGAUCUGCAGUGCCUACCCGCCCCGUACACUACCUAAUACAAGAGACCACAGACACAGAGAAAAAGAUACACAUUGAUCUUCUCUCGAAUUUGGACCACACGCUAACCUCUAACCCUGCUCCCUCGCCUGUCCAGGCCAGCCCGAUUGCAGUAUAUCAGCAGAACGCGGCACCAACCGUACAGACACAAAACAGGAUUGCAAAUAAAGUCUCAUGCAAGCAGGAUCUUGGUACAAAGCCACAAAGCCCCUCCAAAGAAGACUACAUUCCCUCCAUCCCAAGCCCCACCCUUAGUGGCAGUAUCUCAGCUUCAAAGCCCCGACACUCGGACGCCGACCCCCGACGCGAGUGA